UUGAGCGGUGGGGUUAGCAGGCUGGCUCUAAACGUCACCAGACAGCCAGCGCUUCCUCUCCGCUCCUCACUACUGCCCGUCCCCUCGUCCUGGCGGCAGUGGGCAGAGGGAAGCGGGGACUGCGCUGCUCUCAUGUAGCUUGGCAGGGUUCUGCUCUCCCGAGGAGAUGAUGGAGUUCUCCAGCUGCCGCACUGUGAAGGUCAUCGUGCUCGGAGACUCAGGAGUCGGGAAGACCUGCUUAACCUACCGCUUCUGCACUGGAAACUUUCCCAGCAAAACAGAGGCGACCAUCGGCGUCGACUUUCGGGAGAGAGUGGUGGACGUGGAAGGAGAGAAGCUGAAGUUGCAGUUAUGGGACACAGCAGGUCAAGAGCGUUUCCGCAAGAGCAUGGUACAGCACUACUACCGCGAUGUACACGCCAUCGUCUUCGUCUACGAUGUCACCAACGUGGCUACAUUCCGCAACCUGCCCAUGUGGAUGGAAGAGUGUCGGCAGCACUCGCUUGGACACGACAUACCCAGAGUUCUUGUUUGUAACAAAGCUGACCUGGCCACUUCUUCAGGGUCCUCCAUGACCUUAGAGCAGGCAAGGCGUUUAGCUGAUGUCCAUGGAAUGUCCUUCUACCUGUGCUCAGCGAAAGGGGACAGUAAACCACAGGUGGAUGCUAUCUUCAUGAGUCUGGCCCACCAGCUGAAGAGGCAGGGAGGGUGGAGAAGGAAAGGCCCGUCAGUGGCUGGAAGCUUUAAGCUGCCCACAAAAGCCAAUGCGGAGAGAGACGCCAAGGAGAAAUGGGCUUGCGGUUGCUGACGGAAACAUAAAAAAAUGAAACAGACGUGAGCUCACAGGCAUAAUCUCACACAAGAUCCACAGAAAAUCACGGUUGUGAUCUAUGAAUGACCCCGUCACUAAUUUACUGAAGGGAGUCUAAUUCUAGAGCAUCGGUCUUUCCAGGCUUUCAGCUGCAAAUGCAGUCCAACCUGUUUCCCUCCUAUAACUAAGACGGCAUCAGAAAGACUAUAGGACGGUAUGUAUGUCAUUAGGGUUAGAGCUGAAGUAGCAUUUAGGAGGACGAAUGCUGCAGCCUUUGUUUAAGUGGUCACCUCUGAAAGAUCUAGCUUUGGAAUUUUAUGACUGAAGGGGAAGACAUUCGGUGUGUUUUUACAGAAGUGUUCCUGACACUUCACACCACAAAGACUGUUGUUUAACAAAGGAGCUGAACGCCUGUACAACCACAUAAAGUCAUAAAAUUCCCCCUUACCUUCGUCCAGCUGCUGCUGUCAGCAUGGUGAAUAACUUCAUGGACUGAAGUUGGCUUUAUUCUGUUGUACUUCACCCACUUAAGUAAAAGUACAGUUUCGUGCAAAAGUUUGAACACCCCAGGUCCAAUUGCACAUUUUGUUCAUUCAUUUGAAAAUAAGUUGAUGCAUCCUCAACAGGAUGUGAUACGGAUUUUUCUUUGUGCAAACUGGACUGCACUGUUUAUUUAUUUAUUUGUUUGUUUGGUGAGUUUAACAAACUGGAAAACAAGGUGCUCUGACUUUUGAACGGCAUUUGAGCUGUGUUUUCUUUUUUGUUAAAUUCAGCAAAUAAACAGUAAAUAUGCAGUACUGUGUGUUCGGCAGAGGAUGCAUUAAACUUGUUUUCACUGAAACAUGUUCUACCAUGGGCGCCCAAACUACUGUAUGCUUCCCAAAUUGUAACAGAGUAUGAAAUGAAUGCGUGGCAUGACGCUCAAUGACUUUAAAUCAAAGUGUUGGAAGGCUAGCUCAGUCUCUUGACCGGUCUCUUGUCUCAGUCUGUUGACCUGGGAAUAAAAUAUCUAGAUAUUGCUGA
Molecule: messenger RNA, 1834 nt
Organism: Pygocentrus nattereri (red-bellied piranha)
Lineage: Eukaryota; Metazoa; Chordata; Actinopteri; Characiformes; Serrasalmidae
Gene: rab33bb
Product: ras-related protein Rab-33B
Exons: 2
Coding region: 167-808 (213 amino acids)
Biological process (GO): Rab protein signal transduction
Cellular component (GO): Golgi apparatus; endosome
Molecular function (GO): GTP binding; GTPase activity
Source: RefSeq, a predicted model, not a curated record